CCUAGAAACACAUUGCUAAUGCAGCGGGGCAAGCUUGUUUACUUUCAGUGGUGACUGGUUGCUGCUGAACCAUAAAAAUAAAACGUAAAAAUGACCAAGCUGCAGCUUCUGCACCGCGCGCUGAACGAGCGUCUGAUGGCGGCGGUGGAGCAGAUCAUGGAGAUGGUCGGCUGUACGGUGCUGGAGUACGAAGAGGAGACGACCCGGGUGCGGAAAGAAAACGAGGUCCUGAGACGGAGGCUCCGGUUGAUGGAGAACGCAGCUCCAGCGGAUUGGCCAGGCCCGUCAGAACCUGGUAUGCUUUCCACCCCAGACGAGUCCAAAACAUCCCUGCAAGAGGAGAGUGCUGUCAGCUUUAGAUUUGAACUGGGAUCAGAAGGUCUUGUGUUCAAAACAGAGUCCACUGAUCACCCAGUGAAUGUUAGACCUGAAAGCAGCCUCGCCACAUUACCUCAAAGCACUGAUCAGGGAUCUGCCAUUGCUGGGCCGAGUGCUGGUGUCGACUAUGGCCUGACAGACGGCAUGACCUGGGAAUCUUACCAAAGUUACAUGGCACCUCUUGACUUUGAUCCAGCUUCAAACAGCAGCGUCAGGCGCUGGAGAGAGCAGUCCAGAAGGCAGAGGAUGUCCUUUGCCUGUCCAGAUUGUGGUAAAGUCUUUGGAAGUAAACGGAGGCUGGUAUUUCAUAUGCGCAUCCAUUCCGCAGAUAGGCCGUAUUCAUACCGCAGGCGCAAAGCAUACUUCUACGGCAACAAAAAUAAAAGAAACAGGAAACUGUAUGGCCUCUCACAGCCAUCACAAGAAAUUGCAGAGGAUUUGUCAGAUGGGUCUGAGAAGACUGCACUAGAACAAGAGCAAGCCAGCCCAACUACCGAGAGUGACACUAGUAGUGAUAAAGAUCCACAGAACAGUACUGCCAACCCUUUGCAUCUUGUACACAGGGAAAGAAGAAGAAAGAUCUUGCCUCGUUGCCCUCAUUGCAGUCGAGUGUUUACACGGCCCUGUCGGUUAGAAGCGCACAUAAAGAGACACAUGAUGGAAGCAAGGAGACAUCCUGUAAACCUCCCAAACACAACAUCAUCAAGGAAUGAUAUGGUGGAUGAGAAGAGGAAACCACCCAAGUUUCCGCCAUCAAGUGAAAACAGGGAUGAGUCUGACGAAUCUGCUGGUGAAGAAAUGUUGAAUGAGGACAAAUCUGCACAUCUUAGCAUCAGUGCAGAACAGUUAGCAACCCAAACAAGCACUAUUGCAAGCAGCUUGGAAUCAACCAGUUCAGGGCCAAUAGCUGUUGCUUAAAAUUCCCCAUCAGGAUGUGGAAAGACUAGUUGUGAUUGUGAAGAGAUUUCUGCUAUGCAGUUAACUGUUAUGGGACAGACUCCACUUUUAGAUAGUGUGUUCAAAGAAACCACUUCUGGUGCAAUGCAGAUGUACAUUGAUCCAAAAUUACUUUGUGUUGUCCACUCAGACAGUGAAGAUGAUGUUGAUGAUUUAGUCCUUCUAAAGGUUUAAUAAAAAGAAAACAACCAUAGUGGCUAGCAUACCAAAAUAAAAAUGACAUGUGAACAGCACUGUCAUACCUGAAUCAGUGAUUAAGACUCCAAAUAAUGACUCACAAAUUGCCGCUCCAGAUCCCACAACUAUUGACAGUGCCUUACAACAAAUUGAUCCUAAUUAUGAUGUUGAGUUUGUACCGAAUGAAAGAAAUGAUCAGAGUAUCUCUAAUGAUCUACUCA
Xyrauchen texanus (razorback sucker) is the source of this 1733-nucleotide messenger RNA. RefSeq names its product zinc finger protein 572-like. Gene Ontology annotation, molecular function: RNA polymerase II cis-regulatory region sequence-specific DNA binding; DNA-binding transcription factor activity. Lineage: Eukaryota; Metazoa; Chordata; Actinopteri; Cypriniformes; Catostomidae. Gene Ontology annotation, biological process: regulation of transcription by RNA polymerase II. The record is from RefSeq and is a predicted model, not a curated record. Bases 91 to 1296 code for a protein of 401 amino acids. The transcript has 4 exons.